Molecule: messenger RNA, 1419 nt
Organism: Planococcus citri (citrus mealybug)
Lineage: Eukaryota; Metazoa; Arthropoda; Insecta; Hemiptera; Pseudococcidae
Gene: BckdhB
Product: Branched chain keto acid dehydrogenase E1 subunit beta
Exons: 8
Coding region: 206-1291 (361 amino acids)
Biological process (GO): branched-chain amino acid catabolic process; response to nutrient
Molecular function (GO): catalytic activity
Source: RefSeq, a predicted model, not a curated record
AACAUUGUAAAUCGUGUACAAUCGAUUUUCAUGUUAAUUAUACUUCUAAUAAGUUCUAACGAAGUCGUCAUUACAAUGAACAGUUCCUACCGAAACCUAUUUUAAAAACUCCACAUUAUCUACGUACCGAAACGGUGUAUUUUUGAAUCGCAUAUGUGUACGCGUUUCAUCAAAUGUGCGUUGAUUUUUCGUUAUAAAAUUCAAAAUGAAUAUCGGAAAAAUUAAAAUAUUAUUUUCUAAUACUAGACAAGUGAAACGUAUGAGUUCGUUUUUCACUUAUCAUCCUGAUCGAACACCGGAUCAUAUGGGUGAGACACGAAAAUUAAACAUGUUUCAAGCUAUCAAUAACGCAAUGGAUAUCGUUUUAGAAAAAGAUUCUACUGCAGUGGUUUUCGGCGAAGAUGUAGGUUUUGGUGGAGUGUUUCGUUGUACGAUAGAAUUACAAAAGAAAUAUGGAAAAGAACGUGUUUUUAAUACACCAUUAUGCGAACAAGGUAUUGUAGGAUUUGGCAUAGGCUUGGCAACUUGUGGAAGCACAGCUAUUGCUGAGAUUCAAUUCGCUGAUUAUAUGUUUCCAGCUCUAGAUCAAAUAUGCAACGAAGCAGCAAAAUAUCGAUAUCGAAGUGGUAAUUUGUUCAACUGUGGUAAACUGACGAUUCGUACGCCUUGCUCAGCCAUUGGUCAUGGAGCUCUGUAUCAUUCCCAAAGUCCAGAAGCAUAUUACACUCACACGCCUGGAAUAAAAAUAGUAAUACCAAGAGGUCCUGCGAAAGCCAAAGGAUUACUAUUAGCUUGCAUAAGAGAUAACGAUCCUUGUUUAUUCUUCGAACCUAAAGCCUUAUAUCGAGCUGCAGUUGACGAAGUGCCCAUUGCUGAUUACGAAAGCGAAUUAGGAAAAGCUGAUAUUUUAUUAACAGGAAGCGAUGUCACACUUAUUGGUUGGGGUACUCAAGUACACGUGCUCUUAGAAGUAGCUGAACUUGCUAAAGAAAAACUGAAAGUAAAUUGCGAAGUUAUCGAUUUAGUAUCUUUACUGCCCUGGGAUAAGCAGACAGUUGUCAACUCUGUCAAAAAAACCGGAAGAGUUGUAAUCGCUCACGAAGCGCCAAAAACCAGCGGAUUUGGUAGUGAAAUUGCAGCAACGAUACAGGAGGAAUGUUUUCUUCAUCUCGAGUCACCUAUCGCCAGAGUCACUGGUUUUGAUACCCCUUUUCCUCACGUAUUCGAACCGUUUUAUUUACCUAACAAAUGGCGAUGUUUUCAAGCAAUCAAAGAACUAACGGAAUACUGAAAAAUACAAUAACAAGGGUUAAGACUGCUGCGGUAAAGUGAUAUUAAACAAUCGUGUUCGUUGACGAUUGAAUAUUUUUACAAUUUUACCAUUUUUCAUUUUAAAAUAAAAACUUAAAAAAUUAACAA